GUACAAUACUUCGACGUGUGAAGCUAAGGCCUCCAACUCACCGUUGCUCAUCUCGUUUCCCAAAUGAUAUAACUGCAAACCCUCCCAACUGCUUGCCGGCUUCCGAUUCAACAUCGUAACCGUCCUCUUCAGCCGAUCUACGGUCAUUUCCUUGUAGAUUCCAUUUAGAACUUGCUCACCAGUCCCAUCUACCCCCAAAAUGUGGAUGUCACUGAUCGUUGCGCUCUCCAUCUUGCUCUCUUCGUUCCUCUUGAUUGACAAUCUCAAGGAAUGCAAGAGUAGGACUGGAUUUAGUAUUGUGACCCUGGGGAACGAAAAAGUGCCACGAGGCUCAGGACGCCUAUGCUCGCAAAAAGUCCGUGACUACCCAAGGCUCGCGGCGGAUUGCCCAAAUGAGGCUGUCCAUCCUUGGAGUCAACCUAGCCUUGAUAGAGUGAACGGGAGAAACCCAAAACAUUGGUGCAUGUCUCAUCACAUCUUGAAACUGCUGCACAAAGCCGUGGCUAGAUAUUGUUGGUUGAAAGUGGUGGGGGUGCGCGAGGCUGGACAUAGUGGCGUCAAAUGAUCCAAAGGCGGAUUGGAAGUCUGCCUUGCCUUCCUCUUGACCCGAA
Molecule: messenger RNA, 611 nt
Organism: Hyaloscypha bicolor E
Lineage: Eukaryota; Fungi; Ascomycota; Leotiomycetes; Helotiales; Hyaloscyphaceae
Exons: 1
Coding region: 200-565 (121 amino acids)
Source: RefSeq, a predicted model, not a curated record